Molecule: messenger RNA, 8281 nt
Organism: Sus scrofa (pig)
Lineage: Eukaryota; Metazoa; Chordata; Mammalia; Artiodactyla; Suidae
Source: RefSeq, a predicted model, not a curated record
GGAUUCUUUACUCAUUAAAAAAUACCUCCUCAUUCUGCCCUACGCUCUUGACCAUGGCAACUAACAUUCUAUUUUUCUUUCUCUAGUGGUAGGGCAACUCUAGGUAACUCACGUAAGUAGAAACACAGACUAGUUGCCUUUCUGUGUCCAGCUUAUUUCAUUUAGCUAAAUCACUUUAAUAAACACCCUGGUUAUUCAGUAGCUGUUUUCUAAUUUGCAUACUACUUUAUAUGCUAUAUUUUAUAACAAAUGUCCAGCUUUUCUUAUUUGACCAAAUCUUUUCCACUUAAGGACACGUCACUCUAGCAAAUUGUAAACUCAGAGAUCUUAAUGACAAUUUAGUCUACCACUAUGCUUGCCAUAAGGAGCUUUUUAUUGGUCUGCUUACUUUUAAGUGUCUUUAUAAUGUGAAUUAUUUUCAUUUCAUUAUAGUUUAUGGGCGCUAGACCUUUUGCAAAAUUCUACCUAGUACCUUAAUGGUACUAGGCAGUUAAUAACAGCAAACAGAACAACUGAGGCAGGAAUUAAACUUAUUUGGCCAGCCAGGAGAAAGGAAGUUAAUGGAUUUAGGAUGCUGAUAUGAAGGCUCUCUCUUGAUACUACGUACUUUCCCUAUCGAUAGAGCUGAAUUGACUUUAAAUUGGAGAGAACUGAAAACAUAGACACUUCUCUUAUUUCUAGCUGGGGAAAAGUCUGAAAGUUUCAGAUGGUUGGAAACUACUUGAGAAACUGUCAAGGGCUAGGGGAAUCCCUGGAUCAUUAGUGCUCUGCCCAUAAGUAGAGCAAUUCUGGACAAGACACUAAUCCUCUGAAGAUCUCAGUGCGUUAGAUUAGACCAGCUCGUUCUUCCCAAUCUUGUCCACAUCACAGCGCAGCACACCUGUAACCCCCCGGUGGUCGCCGUCCCGGCAUAUCCUUGUGGACGCUCUCAAGGGAGCCCUCCCAUCCACACGUUCCUUCCAGCUGACGAGCCAGGCAGUCUGUUACUGAGGACAAGCUGGGGUUCCCGCUGCUUCUGACGUCAGCAGCCUUUCCUUCCUUGUAAAAACAAAACAAAACAAAACAAAACUCCAAAGUCUUUUUUCCUUAAGAGGAGCAAGGAAUGAAAACCCUCAAGCCACGCAAUUACGCAAAACUCGAACUACCGCACUUGCCCAGCACGCUCUCUGCGAAUCUUACGUCUCUUCCCAGCAGGCUCCGGGAACCACCGCGAGACUUCAUUAGUUCUCGCGAGACUUAUCGGCAGCCAUCUUCUUGGGGGUGCUGGGAGCCGGGAAGACCCCCCGAAUCGUUCCCAUUCAGCUGCCCUUCGUCUUCGUUUUCUUCACUUUUGCCUCUUCUGCAUUGCCAGCAACACCCGGCCCCAAGGCUUGAGAGAACGCCCGGGUCUAGGCGCGUGUCGCGCUCUGGUCCAGGAAGAUUCGCAGGGGUGGAGGGAAGGGGGAGGGCCCGGGCAAACCGUUGCUGCCUCAGCCGGGGCCAGGGUCCGGGGAGGGGGAGUUCCUGACACCCCGUGGACUCGCGGCCUGCGGCGGUCCCCGCGGAACUGUUCGCUGAUCAGGGCUCGCGGGAACCUGCCACGGCGCCUCCCACCGCGGCCCACGCGGGCGGCGCGCGGAGGAGGGGGCGGGGGCAGCGGCGGCUGUAGCGGCCGCGACCUGGGCGGGCGGAGGAGUGUGACGGGCCUCGGGGCCGCUGUGGAUGGUUUCUAAAAUGAUCAUUGAAAACUUCGAGGCACUCAAGUCCUGGCUCAGCAAGACUCUCGAGCCCAUCUGUGAUGCAGAUCCAUCAGCCCUGGCAAAAUAUGUUCUUGCUUUGGUAAAGAAAGACAAAAGUGAAAAAGAGUUAAAGGCCUUAUGUAUUGAUCAACUGGAUGUAUUUCUUCAAAAAGAGACACAGAUAUUUGUAGAAAAGCUUUUUGAUGCUGUGAAUACAAAGAGUUAUCUACCUCCUCCAGAGCAGCCAUCAUCAGGAAGCUUAAAGGUAGAAUUUUUUCAGCACCAAGAUAAAGAUAUAAAAAAAGAAGAGAUCACAAAAGAGGAAGAGCGAGAGAAGAAGUUUUCUAGAAGGCUAAAUCAUAGUCCUCCUCAGUCAAGCUCCCGAUACAGAGAAAAUAGAAGUCGUGAUGAGAGGAAAAAAGAUGAUCGUUCUCGCAAAAGAGAUUAUGAUCGAAACCCUCCCCGAAGAGAUUCAUACAGAGACCGGUACAAUAGAAGACGAGGACGAAGUCGCAGUUACAGCAGGAGUCGGAGUCGAAGUUGGAGUAAAGAGAGGCUUCGUGACAGGGAUAGGGAUAGAAGCAGGACUAGAAGCAGAAGCAGGACACGAAGCAGGGAAAGGGAUCUGGUAAAACCUAAAUACGACCUGGAUAGAGCAGAUCCGUUAGAAAACAAUUAUACUCCAGUCUCUUCGGUACCUAAUAUUUCAUCCGGCCACUACCCAGUACCUACUUUGAGCAGCACUAUUACAGUAAUUGCUCCUACUCAUCAUGGUAAUAACACUACCGAAAGUUGGUCUGAAUUUCAUGAAGACCAAGUGGACCAUAACUCAUAUGUAAGACCACCAAUGCCAAAGAAGCGGUGUAGAGACUAUGAUGAAAAGGGUUUCUGUAUGCGAGGAGACAUGUGCCCUUUUGAUCAUGGAAGUGACCCAGUAGUUGUAGAAGAUGUCAAUCUUCCUGGUAUGCUGCCUUUCCCAGCACAGCCUCCUGUUGUUGAAGGACCACCUCCUCCUGGACUCCCUCCACCUCCACCUAUUCUUACACCCCCACCUGUGAAUCUGAGACCCCCAGUGCCACCACCAGGCCCAUUACCACCCAGUCUACCACCUGUCACAGAUGAUAUUUCUUAUUCUUUGGUUUUGACAGGACCACCACCUCCACUUCCUCCUUUGCAGCCAUCUGGCAUGGAUGCUCCUCCAAACUCUGCAACCAGUUCUGUUCCUACUGUAGUAACAACUGGCAUUCAUCACCAGCCUCCUCCUGCUCCACCCUCUCUUUUUACUGCAGAUACAUAUGACACAGAUGGCUACAAUCCUGAAGCCCCAAGCAUAACAAACACUUCCAGACCUAUGUAUAGACACAGAGUACAUGCACAAAGACCUAACUUGAUAGGACUAACAUCAGGGGAUAUGGAUUUGCCACCCAGAGAGAAGCCUCCUAAUAAAAGCAGUAUGAGGAUAGUCGUGGAUUCAGAGUCAAGGAAAAGAACCAUUGGUUCUGGGGAGCCUGGAGUUCCUACAAAGAAGACUUGGUUUGAUAAACCAAAUUUUAAUAGAACAAACAGCCCAGGCUUCCAGAAAAAGGUUCAGUUUGGAAAUGAGAAUACCAAACUUGAACUUAGAAAAGUUCCUCCAGAAUUAAAUAAUAUCAGCAAACUUAAUGAGCAUUUUAGUCGAUUUGGAACCUUGGUUAACUUACAGGUUGCCUAUAAUGGUGAUCCUGAAGGUGCCCUUAUCCAAUUUGCAACAUAUGAAGAAGCAAAGAAAGCAAUAUCAAGUACAGAAGCAGUGCUAAAUAAUCGCUUUAUUAAGGUUUAUUGGCACAGAGAAGGAAGUACCCAGCAGUUACAAACUACUUCUCCAAAAGUAAUGCAGCCUUUAGUUCAGCAGCCCAUUUUGCCUGUUGUGAAGCAGUCAGUCAAAGAGCGGUUGGGUCCAGUACCUUCAAGUACUAUUGAACCAGCAGAAGCCCAGAGUGCCAGUUCAGACCUUCCUCAGGUGUUGUCUACAUCUACUGGCCUAACAAAAACGGUAUAUAAUCCAGCUGCUUUGAAGGCUGCACAAAAAACCUUACUUGUUUCCACCUCUGCAGUUGAUAAUAAUGAAGCACAGAAAAAAAAACAGGAGGCACUGAAACUUCAGCAGGAUGUAAGGAAAAGGAAACAAGAAAUUUUAGAAAAGCACAUUGAAACACAGAAGAUGUUAAUUUCAAAACUGGAGAAAAACAAAGCAAUGAAGUCUGAAGAUAAAGCAGAAAUAAUGAAAACUUUAGAGGUUUUAACAAAAAAUAUUACCAAGUUGAAAGAUGAGGUCAAAGCUGCUUCUCCUGGACGCUGUCUUCCAAAAAGUAUAAAAACCAAGACUCAGAUGCAGAAAGAAUUGCUUGACACAGAACUGGAUUUGUAUAAGAAGAUGCAAGCUGGAGAAGAAGUCACUGAACUGAGGCGAAAGUAUACGGAAUUACAGCUGGAGGCUGCAAAACGAGGGAUUCUUUCAUCUGGCCGUGGUAGAGGAAUUCAUUCAAGAGGUCGAGGUGCUGCUCAUGGCCGAGGCAGGGGUCGAGGUCGAGGUCGAGGUGUGCCUGGUCAUGCUGUAGUGGAUCACCGUCCCAGGGCUUUGGAGAUUUCUGCAUUUACAGAGAGUGAUAGAGAAGACCUUCUUCCUCAUUUUGCGCAAUAUGGUGAAAUUGAAGAUUGUCAGAUUGAUGACUCUUCACUUCAUGCAGUAAUUACGUUCAAGACACGAGCAGAAGCUGAAGCAGCCUCCCUAUUCCCUGAGGGAAACAGCAUUGAAAUGAGGCCAUUUGAUAACCUACAGUGGCCUUCAAAUGUUCAAGUGAAAGGAAGAGUCACACAUCUCUCACUUUAAGUCAGAAGCUAGAAAUAAGGCUGCAGUUCAUGGAGCUCGUUUCAAAGGGCAGGAUCUAAAACUGGCAUGGAAUAAACCAAUAACUAAUAUUUCAGCUGUUGAAACAGAAGAAGUUGAACCUGAUGAAGAGGAAUUUCAGGAAGAGUCUUUGGUGGAUGACUCAUUACUUCAAGAUGAUGAUGAAGAAGAAGAGGACAAUGAAUCUCGCUCUUGGAGAAGAUGAUUUGACUGAUCAUUGAUCUGCAUAUGCUAGAACUCUACCUGUGUUUCAUUAGUAUUACCUAAUGUACUUUUACAUAUUUGUAAAAACAAUUUUUGGUAAAAAUGUGAUGAAGAUGGAUUUCACAAAUAGACAAAAGAGAAGAAAACUACCUUCUGAAUCCUGUAUUUUGAAAGAUUGAUGUUUGCGUUUUAUUUCAGUAAACAAUUGCUAAAGACAUCACACUAGAAACAUAUGCAAUGUUUUUAUUACAUACUUCUACUGAACAUUACAAAAUUCUUUGGGUUCUUUGUAAUUUAAUGAAUAGAUAUGAAGACUUAAUGACCAAUACUUGUUAUAACUUAGAGGAUUUUGUUUUACUCCAAAUAAGGAAUGAAUUUGCAUUUAAAAUCUUAAUGAAUGUUUUCAAAAAUGAAUAGAUAACAUAGUACUCUAACUAAAGUCUCCAAGUUAUGUAUUCAUAAUUAUUACAUAGUAGUAUGCUUAGGCUUUACUAUGUAUUAGCCUUUUGUUGGACUUGUGUAUGUAUUUUACAUAUGGGUUUUAAUGAUAACGGUGUAUGACUGCUUUGCGUUUGAGUCCUUAUGCAUUCAGAUGUUAAAAAUAAAGUGGAAUGGUCUCUUGAAAAGAAAAGAAAAGAAAAAAAAUGACAAAAAAAAAAAAGACAAUGUUCCUUGAUUUAAAAAAAGAAAAAAAAAAAAAAGAAAGAAAAAAAAAGUUAAAUAGACCAUUCCAGAUGGUGAUCUACCCUUCCCCCCAGUGAUCACAAAAAAAAGGAGCUAUAAUCACUAACUUAUUCUCAAAAACAAUAAUGGUUACUGGUACCUUUACAAUAAUGUACAAGCCAAUGUUUAAAAUUUAUACCACUUCAGUUUGGUUUGAUCCUAUAAACUUUCAACAGAUGUCUUAAAAUUUAAAAGCAGGCUGAUUAGUUUGGAACCAGACUUCAAGUAGAGCUAACAUUUGGUGAAUAAGAAAACAUCACAUUACAUUUUGGAUGUAUGAAAGAAAACUUGACCAUUUGAAGAUGUAUGAAUAAAGAAAUGUACUAUAGAUACUACUUUAGGAAAACACUGUUUGGUAAGUGUUCCAGUCUGAUAUUUUAAGUGUGCAUAUCCUAUACUUGUAUAAAAAAAAUCUUUGACAUUUGCAACAGUAUUGUGAUUUUUAAGUGGAUUUCUCUGGCAAGUGAACAUGAUCAUUGAAAGUUGAUACAGCAAUUUCCAGGAAAUAAAUGCAUUCUUUGUAGAGUGGAGGGUGGGAGAUAACAUAUUUAUCUUUUACAGUUCAUCGUUUUGGUAGCAAGUGUUUCUAUCAUUCUUGAGAGUAUAGUAGUUAUAUUAAAAGUCACAUUAAAAAAAAAAAUCACUUUCUUCCCAUACUGGGUUCCUCACAAUCACAACUAAUUCUACCACCAUAGUCUUCUGCCAGUGGAGCAACUGGUGACACUGUUCCUCUUUCUUUUCUUCCCACACUUAGUGUUACAGUUGUAUAUAUAUGUUCCUGAUGGUAAUACUAUUUCAUAGAAAUAUUUUGGUUUGCAAUUGGUACACAUAUUAAUAUUUAAAAUUUCAGAAUCAGAUUUCUCUUAUCAAAAUAGUGACUUACUCAAAACUUUACUAUAGUUAGAUCUAUGAUAUAUUUUUAUGUAGUCUCUUGUAUGUUGACUGUGUGCUAUUCUGAUUCAUUAGGUAAGUUUGUUUUCUUUUCUUUUUAGUAGUCGUGAAAGAUGCCAAAUUGGCAGAGGCUCACGUUUCUUCUCUUUACACCAAACAGCAGAGAGAGAUCAUCAUUGCCUGAAUUUAGCUUUGUGACUACAACAGCAAGAUCCUGUUCCUGUCUGGAGACGACUGUUAUAAUAAUAUCAUCCUAUUAUUUAAUGUUUGCCCCUUAUCAAUUUGAAUAGAUGUUUACAUGUACUAUAAUUAGCAUUUUAUCUUUACAGUUCUUAUAGGGUACAUCUGAGUCCAGAAGUAAAUCUGAGUGUGCUUUGUCUGACCUUAUUCUUAAAUAUUUUCUCCCCUUUAUAGCCAUUUAUUUUUAAACUCCCUAAGAAGGGGAAAAACAAACAAACAGCAUUCUUGGUUUCCUAACAUAAGUUUUUAGUCUCAGUCAAGUUGAAAAUGUGUCUAGGAAAUCUAUAAAGCCAUGAUGCUUUGUUCAUUAGCAUGAACAAUUUAGAAUGAAGAAAAUGAUUAAAAAGUUAAACCUCAGUUUGGCUUUAAUUUUUCUGGAUUUUAAGAUACACAUCUGGAAUUAGGGUAGUCACUUAAUUUUGAACAGUGGUAAAAUACUUUUUUUCACGUGGUAAUAACUUGCCUAUUUCUUCUAAAUAAUUAAAGUCAUUGCCAAGGUCAUUUAUCCAAAUAAUUUUUUUAAACUUCUUAACUCUUCAAAAUCAACAAAGAGAAUAAUUUGCUUUUCAAGUAGUACAGGAUGAUCUAUGGAUUAUAAAUACUGAGAAAUAUGUGUAAAAUGUCUAAUUUAUGUAGGUUUUCCUUAUUUUCCUCACUUGCAACCAAGACAUCAAAGACAAUCUUAAAAGCAAGGGGAAAUGGUGUUGUGUGUCUAACAUUGUUAAAGACGUAGUUUUCCUGUCUUAAAAUGUAUAUGUCCAUAUUAUUUAUUUAUAAGCAAUAUGGCUUGGAAUUAUUUAUAAAGUGUGAUUAAAUUUAAUUCUAAAUAUUCAUCCAAAAUAUCCUCUUUAUAAAGGGCACCGUAAAGUUUUCAGAAAAUUAAUUUCUUAGUAUUCCUUCAUAGAUUCUCAUUAGCAUUUGAGAAGUCUGUAGACUUGAUAGCAACUCUUUUGAAAGUCCAAAUUAUACUUGAUCCUAUUCACCCUUGUUCCUAUGUUGGUUUUUUUAAGUUCCAUUCAGCCAUGCUCAUAUUUUCACCCCUUUGUGCAAAGUUGACUAUUCUGCAAGCACUUUUUCUUGAGUAUGCAUCACAUUUGUCUUCAUGAAAAAAAGAACGAACACAUCAGACACAAUGUAAAUUAUCUAUUUUGAUUCACAUUAGUUGUAAACAGCAUGGUUCAUGAAGGCUUGAUUUAAAGGAAGAGUAUGUAUUUGGGAAGGUCUUCUUAACAUAAUUAUGACCUUGUAGCCUACAGGCAUAUUUUUUUUUUUCCACUUGUUUUUUACUCUGGAAUUCAGGGGACAGUACAAGGCAUUUUUAAAAUUAGACUUUUGUUUUAGUUCACAUUUGCAAACUAACAAAUAGCCACAGAGAGUUCACAAAUGUUUUUCCAGAUUAGUUCAGUAUUUUUUUCUUUUUAAGGAAAGAGUCUCUGCCUGUGUUAAUAGAAUAGUUCUAAUCUACUAGGUUUAAAAACCCAAAGAACAUUCUCUGAAGAGACCAUACUCUGUUAACGGUUUUGGCUGGUUAGUGGAUGUGGAUCACGUACCACCACUCUCAGUUUUAUUUUGUCUUCCCUUUUUUUUUUUUUUCCCUUGCUUUUAAAUUAAAAACAAA